CGAGAUGGAUCGCCGGGGGAGCGGUGACCGGCAGCUUCUGCUAUGGUUCUUCGCCGUGGCCACAGCCGUGAAACUCCUUCUCAUCCCGUCGUACAGAAGCACUGAUUUCGAGGUUCACCGUAACUGGCUAGCUAUCACACACUCUCUUCCUCUCUCCAAAUGGUACUUCGACGAGACCAGCCCAUGGACACUCGAUUAUCCUCCGUUUUUCGCCUACUUCGAACGUUUCCUAUCGGUUUUCGCGGGUCUCGUCGAUACAAGGAUCGUAGAUCUUCAAUCAGGACUCGAUUACAGUGCCGAAUCUGUAAUUUACUUCCAACGUAUCAGCGUGAUCGUCUCCGAUCUCUGUCUUCUCUUCGGUCUUUACAGAUUGACUCGAAAUCUGGAACCGAUAAAGCGAAAUCUGAUCUGCGCAUUGGUGAUUUGGUCUCCGGGGCUAUUGAUCGUAGAUCACAUUCAUUUUCAGUAUAAUGGAUUUCUAUUGGGUUGGUUGUUGCUUUCGAUUUCUUUUCUGCAAGAUGGUAGAGAUCUGUUGGGUGGGUUUUUGUUCGCCGUUCUUCUAUGCUUCAAGCAUUUGUUCGCCGUCGCUGCUCCGGUUUAUUUCGUUUAUCUCCUCAGGCAUUAUUGCUGGUCCGGUUUAGCUACCGGUUUCCGACGGCUUGUGACUAUUGGCGCGGUGGUUGUUGCGGUUUUUGCCGUUGCUUAUGGACCAUUUAUCUACCAUGGACAGAUACAGCAAGUCAUAAAGCGAAUGUUUCCUUUCGGGAGAGGAUUGUGCCAUGCAUACUGGGCACCUAAUUUUUGGGUUUUCUAUAUAAUACUGGACAAAGGGCUUGCCUUUUUACUACGAAAGCUCGGAUUCGAUAUUCAGAUUCCUUUCGCUUCUUUCACUGGCGGACUAGUUGGAGAAUCGUCGCCUUUUGCAGUUUUCCCUCAGAUCACACCAUUGACAACAUUUGCAAUGGUAUUGCUUGCUAUUACUCCUUGUCUCCUCAAGGCCUGGCAAAAACCACAGCCCGGGGUUGUUGCUAGAUGGAUAGCUUAUGCAUAUACAUGCGGUUUUCUCUUUGGAUGGCAUGUCCAUGAGAAAGCAUCCCUCCACUUCACCAUCCCACUUGCAAUCGUUGCGGUACAGAGUCUAGAAGAUGCUAAACACUACUUUCUGGUCUCCAUAGUUUCUUGUUAUUCUCUCUUUCCACUCUUAUACGAGCCGCAGGAGUACCCGAUCAAGGUUCUGUUGCUGUUACUGCACUCCAUGGUGAUGUGGCUCGGCUUUGCGGCUCAACACGGGGACGAGAAGGCAUUGAAGAAGAAGAAGACUGGUGAUAUCAAGAGCAAGUUUGGAAUUGGAUGUUUUGAGAAGAGCUAUCUAAUGGGUUUGGUAAUAGUAGAAACGGUGUCUCAAUUCUUGCAUCCGUAUUUUCUAGGUGACAAAUUUGCAUUUAUGCCUUUAAUGUUGAUCUCAACGUAUUGUGCCGUUGGUAUUAUGUACUCUUGGAUUUGGCAGCUCCGGAGGAUCCUGACAUAACAUAUAGAUUCUUGUUCUUGUAACUUGAGGUAUUUUGUUUUUAUACGGUUUUUAAACAUACACAUACUAA
Molecule: messenger RNA, 1598 nt
Organism: Eutrema salsugineum
Lineage: Eukaryota; Viridiplantae; Streptophyta; Magnoliopsida; Brassicales; Brassicaceae
Product: probable dolichyl pyrophosphate Glc1Man9GlcNAc2 alpha-1,3-glucosyltransferase
Exons: 4
Coding region: 5-1528 (507 amino acids)
Biological process (GO): protein N-linked glycosylation
Cellular component (GO): endoplasmic reticulum membrane
Molecular function (GO): dolichyl pyrophosphate Glc1Man9GlcNAc2 alpha-1,3-glucosyltransferase activity
Source: RefSeq, a predicted model, not a curated record